Styela clava is the source of this 5220-nucleotide messenger RNA. Its product is annotated as ER degradation-enhancing alpha-mannosidase-like protein 3. Gene Ontology annotation, molecular function: calcium ion binding; mannosyl-oligosaccharide 1,2-alpha-mannosidase activity. Gene Ontology annotation, cellular component: membrane; endoplasmic reticulum. Gene Ontology annotation, biological process: carbohydrate metabolic process; mannose trimming involved in glycoprotein ERAD pathway; endoplasmic reticulum mannose trimming. The record is from RefSeq and is a predicted model, not a curated record. Lineage: Eukaryota; Metazoa; Chordata; Ascidiacea; Stolidobranchia; Styelidae.
CAGAAGUUUGGAUGUCUCCAAUCAAAGUUUUAGUUCCACCAUAGUACUUUGUUAUAUCAUUAUCAUAUUAGUUUUCAUGUCCACUGUGGUUUUAUGAACAAUGUAUCUCAAUGUCAUUUUCAAAUGUCAAAAAAGUCGAAGUGCUGCAUGGCUUCAAUUUUUGUUAUUGUCAAUCGUAAUGUGCGGGUUAGCAUGGGACCCAGAAUGGAUCAUGCCAACCAACAAGUUAUCUUUAAGAGAAAAAGUGGUUGAAAUGUUUACACAUGCUUAUACCUCAUACAUGGAUCAUGCUUACCCAGCUGAUGAACUAAUGCCUAUCGCUUGUAAAGGAAGAAUUAGAGGAGUUACCUUGUCAAGAGGAGAUGUUGAUGACACAUUGGGGAACUUCUCUUUAACGCUCAUCGAUACUCUUGAUACAUUGGCUGUUCUUGGAAUGUAUGAUGAGUUUGAGGAGGCAGUUCAUAAAGUUCAAAAUGACGUUAAAUUUGAUGCUGACCUUGUUGUGUCUGUAUUUGAAACCAAUAUUCGUGUUCUUGGAGGAUUACUUGGAGGACAUGCAGCUGCAUUGGAAAUACAAUCAAAGCAUAAUAGAAUGAAAUGGUAUAAUAAUACAUUGUUAUACAUGGCAAAGGAAGUUGGAGACAAGUUAUUGCCUGCUUUCAAUACAACAACUGGAAUACCAAUGUCCCGUGUAAACCUAGCAACAGGUGCAGUCAGGAAAGUCAAAGACAAAGAUACUUGCACGGCUUGUGCUGGAACUAUGAUAAUGGAAAUGGCUGCAUUAUCAAGAUUUACAGGUGAUCCAAUAUAUGAGCAAAAAGCAAGAAAAGCGAUGGAUUAUCUGUGGUCUAGAAGGCAAAGAUCAUCUGAUUUAAUGGGAACGGUGUUAAGCGUCAAUAAUGGUGAAUGGAUAAGGAAAGAAAGCGGCGUCGGUGCUGGUAUCGAUUCAUAUUAUGAAUAUCUACUCAAAUCUUAUAUAUUGUAUGCAGAUGAAGAAUAUUUACAACGAUUUAACACUCAUUAUUCUGCAAUCAAGCAAUAUAUAAAGCAAGGACCUCUUUUAAUUGAUGUACAUAUGCACAAACCCAAUGUUGCUGCAAGAAAUUUCAUUGAUGCACUCGGGGCUUUUUGGCCUGGUUUACUGGUUCUCAAAGGUGAUCUCCAGCCUGCCAUCGAAAAUCAUGAACUCUUAUAUCAAGUAUUUCUCAAACAUAAAUUUCUUCCUGAAGCAUUUACAACCAAUUUUGAUAUUUAUUGGGGGCAAUAUCCACUCAGACCAGAAUUUGCAGAAAGCACAUACCUGCUGUAUAAGGCAACUGCAGAUCCUUAUUAUCUCGAAGUUGGAAAAACCAUUAUAGAAAAUUUAGAGAAACAUGCAAGAGUUAAAUGUGGAUAUGCUGGAAUAAAGGAUGUGCGAACUUUUAAGCAUGAAGACCGGAUGGAUUCUUAUUUUUUAGCUGAAAUGUUCAAAUAUCUUUAUCUUCUGUUCACUCCUGACAAAGAAUUAAGUUUUUUACCUAACGGAAAGUCUGCCAUGCCAGGAAUUAAUAUGGACGACUAUCUUCUUACCACUGAAGCACAUCUUUUACCACUGAAUUUGUCUAAUAUGGCAGUAAAAACAAACGAUACUGCUGGAAAACCAUGGCAUGCAGCCGUACAUGCAACUGGAAAUGCUGGGCGACACUGUCCAAACAAUGAACUUGUAAGACCAACCAACCUCCGUCCUAUUCAAAAUAUCAGAGAAAAAGUAAAACAAUUUUUCAGAGAGAUUCAUCCGGAAGAACCUCGAUCUUGUAAAAGUGCCAAUCCAUUCCAAACUAUUGAAAUAAAGGAAGGCACAAUCAAAUGGACAGGUCCAAGAUCAUUACAUGCAAAGGACUUCCAGGCUGCUAAUAAGGAUCAUCUUGAUUUGAUUAAAUUAAUGGGAAUAACAACAAAAGUCAUGCAAGAAGGAACGAUACAGUUAGAAUGGCAGCCAAAUUCUGCUUCUUCUCCAACUAAUGCGAAGGAAGGACAAAUCUUCAUGUAUGAAAUGGAAGAAAUGAGAAAAACAUCUGCAGAUACACAAGUUACACCAGUACUUGUUCAAUUACUUAGUCAACCAUAUCUGGGUGCCGUUGUUCUCAAGGCAGGACCAGCACAAUUUGGUCCAGAUUUGAACAAUGUAGAUCCGGUUUCUGGACCUCUUGUCUAUGCUAAUCCGUAUGAUGGAUGCUCUCCCCUUGUGAAUGCUGAUGAAAUUAAAGGAAAAAUAGCAAUUACGCAACGUGGUGGUUGCAUGUUUGUUAUUAAAGUCAAGAAUAUUGAAAAUGCUGGCGGCAUUGGAGCGAUAAUUGAAGAUAAUACUGCGGAAACAAAAUUCGGAGAAGGUCCUACUUUCACAAUGGCUGGUGAUGGUGAAACAUCUACUGGGAUUCCAUCUGCUUUCUUGUUUGCAAAAGAGGCCUCUAUUUUGCACACUUGUAUAGGAGAAUUUCAAGCAGAAGGAAGACCUCCAUUAGAAGUUUUAAUUGGUACUGAAGGAGAACCAUUGGAGGAGGUAAUGAGAAAAUAUGCCAAUCAGUUGCCGAUACCCGAUUUAGAAAAUCGAGAAACCAAUAUAAACGACGACGGUGAGGAUCUACCAAAUUCCAAAGAAGAAGUAACUCCGACGCAAGACACUCAAAGUAUAUUAGAUGAGUUUGAACGAAAUGAAGAUGAAACCAAAAUGGAACUUGAAACUCCAUUUCGUAGUAACGAAGGCGAUAUAGAACAAACACAAAAUGCAGUAAAUGAUAACAUUAACAAAGACGAUUCUAACUUGACAAAAGAUAGGACUAAUUUUUCUAAACCCGAUGAGCUAUGAUCAGUUGUAAAAAUUAUUAUUAUUAGCUAGCUUAUUAAUUGGAAUCAGCAGUAUUCCUGUAAUCUAUAUUGUCCUUACUGUAUACCAGCUAUAUAAAUAUGCACUUCAAUAUUAGAUUAUGCUACAAAUGCUAGUAUAGUGGUAGAAAUAUUUGAGGUGAAGAAUAAUUUACGGCGCUUGCAAAAAUAUACAUUGAAAGUGAAUUGAAUUUCAGAGUUAAACAACCCAGUGAUCAUGUUGAAAUAUUAUUCAGUUAUUCUUUUUCUUGUUAACUUAUGAAAUAGCCAUAGGGUAAAAAAAAUAAUUGUAUUCAUUAUUUGGCAUUCAGAAAAGUGAGGGUAUCGGUGUUGGAUAAUAGACUCUGACUUGAGUUGCGAGUCAUUGGUCCUGACAGUUAAUUGAUGACGAGUUCGAGUGACUUGAGUCGUGAAUAAAUGGUUAGUCGAGUCAGUCACUCAAGUCCUCCUUAAAACUUGAGUCUGCUUCUCUGAAAUUAUGGCAUGGAAAUUCUUGAAUAACGGAAUACGGUAUGGUUUUCUUGAAUAAACAUGUAUCGGAAAUUAUGUGCGAUUUUCAUACUAUACUCAUGUUGCUAGGAACAUCUUUUUUUCCAAAUGCUUGUUAUAAUAUUUUUUUGUGUAAUUGACUAAACUUUUGUAUCAUUUUCUAUAUUUACAAAAUUGAAUAUUUUGCGAAACAAAAAUUGAAAUAUUUAAUUUAUUACGGUAUUUAUUGUCAAAGUUAUUUUUACUUUUGUGGUGUUGUAUUGUUCUUGACUUUCUUUUCAAUAAUAGUACCUUACUAUUUUUUUUUGAAGAAUAACACCAGGAUUGUGUGAGUGAUGCUAUUCGAUUACAUGGAUAACACUCUUCGUGGUGUUGAUAAGUAAUUUUAUAAAAGCUGAGUUCAGAGGUUCUGGAAAUUGCCUAUCAAUUCGUACAUGAUUGUUCUAAACUUAAAUCCUUUUAUUAUCUGGAUGACACAGUGCUUUGACAAAAAGUGAUAAAAAUACGGAUUUCUCAAAUUAACAGAAAAAUAAUCCUGCCUUUCUGAUCAAAAUAAAUGAUAUGUUUAUCUCGUAUUAUUGCUGUGCAAUUCAUUUUGCAACUAAUUUUCUGUAAUGAUAAUGCUUGACUGGUUGGUCCAGGCGUAAUAUUUGUGCAAAGAUUAAUUUAAUCAGUCUUAAUCAUCAAGAUUCUGAUUCUGUCUGGAAAGUUAUUUUUUGAAUCAGCCAAAACCUACCAUUUCGCAAUCCGAGUAAAACAAGUGUGUGAUGUCGUAGUUUGUUAAAAUGUAGAUUAUUGGCUAUUUUAUUUUUUAUUGAUUAUUUCAUAUUUCUUUUUGCACACAUUUGAAAUGUACAAAGAAUAAUAGGAGGGUGUGAAUACUGUCUUCAGUGUACAGAAUAUCCACACAAAUUCACCUAUUUGGGAAACAAAAAAUGCGUGUUAAUAUGGUGAUAGUUUAUGUUUUGUUAAAUAUUAUACUUUAUUUUAAUUUCAAUUUGGUGGUCUUCCAAUGAUUGUGAGAAAUCAGUGUUCACUUGGGAAACAAAACUACUUUUAUUUACACUGGAUAAAUGCAUCAACAUGAAAUUGAGCAAAUGUGCUUUAAAAACAGGAUUUUUAAACUAUAACACUUACUUGAGAGGAGUUUUUAUAUUAUCUGCUCUAUUAUCACACUUAAAAAUCUUAUUUUAUGAGUAGAAUUUGUUCAUCUUCCCUUUGUAACUAACACCAUUUAUAGGGCGGUAUCUGGUUAAGUACCACCUUUGCAUAUGUUUUUAAAAAACGAGUGGCAGUAUUAUCUAUCACAACUGAAUUGGUGUGUUCCAAUUCUGCCAGUUUAAAAUACUUUGGUUAUAAAGUCAGAUUUUUUUCAACUAAAUCAAACUAUUGUUGCCAGUUUGAUUCCAAUUUUCUAAUAUCAGCACAGUAUUCUCAUAUUAUAUUAUUCGUCUACCCAGGCCACAAUAUUUAAUAGACCACCGUCUUGGUAAAUUCGUUUUUAAUUCACCCGAAAUAAGAAUUCUUGUUUACAGAUUGGUAAUGCUGUUUCUAAACAUAUGCAGUAUUCUCAUUAUACCAGCCACGUUUCCUGUCGUUUAUUAUUUGUCCCAAGCAAUGCUUUCUAUCUAUUAUGUAAUACUUAUGCACUGGCCAUAUAUGGAACAUGUAUAAUCGGUGCAUUUCGUCUGUGGAGCAUGUACAAAAGUGCAUUAACGAACAAAUACGUUUUGCCAUUUUUUUAUGUGUGGUGCAUGUUGAAAAUAUUUUUUAUCUGUUUUAUGUAUGUUCGAUUUUGCUACAGUGCAAUAUCUCUCAACAUAAUUUGGAAAUAGAUGAUAUCGAAGUUGAUACAUAUUUUCCUCUUUU